Messenger RNA from Odontomachus brunneus, 5608 nucleotides. RefSeq names its product alpha-aminoadipic semialdehyde synthase, mitochondrial (gene LKRSDH). Gene Ontology annotation, cellular component: cytoplasm. Lineage: Eukaryota; Metazoa; Arthropoda; Insecta; Hymenoptera; Formicidae. Bases 279 to 3116 code for a protein of 945 amino acids. The record is from RefSeq and is a predicted model, not a curated record. The transcript has 10 exons. Gene Ontology annotation, molecular function: saccharopine dehydrogenase activity.
CUUCUCUUUGAUAUUAGUAACACUGUAGAUUCAGUUUAAAACACAGGCGCGAUUUCUCCGGCGCGAAGUAAUAGUAUCGUUUCAGUCAACGCGACCGCCGCAAAUCGGUUUCAACUGGUGAAUCUCCUCUCUCUCUCUCUCUCUCUCUCACUCUCUCUCACUCUCUCUCUCUCUCUCUCUCUCUCUCUCUCUAUCUAUCUAUCUUUCUCUUUCUCGAGUUUUUCCGCAAAAACGGCGACCUUUAACACUGUUGCUGAUUCCUCGUUAACGAAGGUGUGAUGCGGAUGUUGGGAUUGAUCAGUGUUGGACGUAAAUCACGUCUUUUGUUAACUUGCGCAACUCGUGCUGUCACUUACAAUGAUAAUAAACGUAUAAGUAAUCUUAAGGGCAAAGUGAUAGCUAUAAGACGAGAGGACCAAUCAGUAUGGGAGAGGAGGGCGCCGUUAGCUCCGGCGAAUGUUCGCCGUCUCGUCAGGUUAGGCGUGAAGGUAAUCGUGCAGCCAAGCAACCGGAGGGCGUAUCCAGCGCAAGCCUACCAGGCAGCCGGGGCGCUCUUGCAAGAGGACAUCAGCUCAGCAUCCGUGAUCUUCGGGGUCAAACAACCGGUACCGGUGGACCAGCUAAUACCUAACAAGACAUACUGCUUUUUCUCACAUACUAUCAAAGCGCAGGAGAGUAAUAUGCCUCUCCUGGACGCGAUUUUGGAAAAAAAUAUACGUCUGCUGGAUUACGAGAAGCUCACGGAUGCCAGCGGUCAAAGAGUGGUCGCUUUCGGCAAGUAUGCCGGGGUGGCUGGCAUGGUGAACAUACUACAUGGUUUAGGUCUGCGACUGCUAGCUCUGGGUCAUCAUACGCCCUUCAUGCACAUCGGACCAGCACACAACUAUCGAGAUUCGGCUAUGGCGCGCCAAGCGAUUCGCGGCGCUGGAUACGAGAUCGCGUUAGGUGCUAUGCCAAAGUCAAUCGGUCCGUUGACCUUUGUUUUCACGGGCAGCGGUAACGUGAGUCAAGGCGGACAGGAGGUCUUCCAAGAGCUUCCCCACGAAUACGUGCCGCCGGAGAUGCUGCGGAAAGUCGCUGAGCACGGCGAUACUACAAAAAUAUAUGGUUGCGAGGUGCGGCGCAGGCAUCAUCUGGAGAAGAAGGAGGGCGGCGGUUUCGAUCCCGAAGAAUACGAGAAGCAUCCGGAAUUGUACAUUUCCACUUUCAGUAAAAAGAUUGCGCCAUACGCUUCGGUGAUCAUCAACGGUAUAUACUGGGCGGUGGAUUCACCGAAAUUGUUGACGAUACCGGAUGCCAAAUACUUACUGAGGCCCGCUCAUACACCAUGGCUGCCGAUAAGCGUCGGUGCACCCGCACUGCCUCAUAGAAUGCUCGCUAUCUGCGAUAUAUCCGCAGAUCCUGGUGGGAGCAUUGAAUUCAUGAACGAGUGCACAACGAUCGACACACCAUUUUGCUUGUACGACGCCGAUCGCAAUAAGGAUACGAAGUCCUUUAAGGGUCCCGGAGUACUGGUUUGUUCGAUCGACAACAUGCCCACACAACUGCCAAAGGAAUCAACGGACUUCUUUGGCAAUCUUUUGUAUCCGUAUGCUUUGGACAUUAUACAGUCUGAUGCUAAAAAGCCACUGGAAGAUCACAAUUUCAAUCCCGCCGUGCACGAUGCCAUUAUUGCUUCCAAUGGACAGUUGACGCCUAGUUUUGAGUAUAUUCAAGAACUCAGACAGCUGAAUCAACGCAGCAAACACAAAGCUGACAACAGAGAGCCACAAAGCAAAACGGUCGUCGUUCUCGGUGCGGGAUAUGUUUCUGCACCCUUGGUCGAGUAUUUGCACAGAGACAAGGAUGUAAAGCUGGUGGUGGCGUCGCAAUUGAAAGACGAAACAGACGCACUAGCUAACCGAUUUCCAGGUGUGGAGCCAGUUUAUUUGAACGUGCUCGAUCGCCCGGACACUUUACAUGAUGUAAUCAAAUCGGCGAAUGUUGCCGUGUCUCUACUGCCAUAUUCAUUGCACCACGUCGUCGCUAAAGCAUGUAUCGAAACUCACACUCAUCUAGUGACGGCCAGCUACAUGAAUGAGAACGUUAAGGCAUUGCAUCAAGAAGCUCAGGAUGCUGACGUUACCGUAUUAAACGAAGUCGGCUUGGAUCCAGGCAUCGAUCAUCUUUUAGCACUCGAAUGUUUCGAUGAUGUGAGACAAGCGGGUGGCAAGAUAGAGUCUUUCAUCUCGUGGUGUGGCGGUUUGCCCGCGCCAGAGUCUUCUUGUAAUCCUUUGAGAUAUAAAUUCAGUUGGUCCCCAAGAGGCGCAUUGUUGAAUACCCUAUCACCGGCGAAAUAUCUUCACGAAGGCCAAGAAGUAGAAAUUGCCGGGGGUGGCGAUCUUAUGUCUGCUGUGCAGGAGUUGGACUUUCUUCCUGGCUUCGCUUUGGAAGGUUUCCCAAAUCGCAAUAGCACUAUAUACAGAGAAUAUUACGGUAUACACAAUGCGAGUACCGUGUUGCGGGGUACGCUCAGAUUUAAGGGAUUUACGGACACCAUAUUGGGCCUACAGUUGCUCGGUCUGAUUGAUCCUGAUCCGCACCCGAGUCUACAUCCUAACGGACCAGAUAUUACCUGGCGAUUGUUACUAUGCAAUUUGCUCGGUCUGGCGAACGACAACAUCUUCUACGAGAAUCUGAAGCAGAAACUGGCAGAAAGAGUAAAUUCGUGGGAGCGAGUGAAAGCUAUUGAGGAUUUAGGUCUCCUGGAAGAAGACCUGGUCUUAAAGCUGAACACUCCACUUGACACUCUCACGCAUUAUUUGUCUAAGAAACUGUAUUACGAGAAAAACGAGCGCGAUCUUGUGAUAUUGAGACACGAAAUAGGCAUACGAUGGCAGGACAACAAAAGAGAAUCCAGAGGAAUUAAUCUGGUGCUUUACGGAGACGCUGCAGGACAUUCAGCGAUGGCGCGAACUGUCGGCUAUCCUGCUGCUAUUGCAGCCAAAAUGAUCCUGGAUGGCGAAAUUCAACAGCGAGGAAUGGUGUUACCCUUCACGCCCGAUAUAUAUCGGCCUAUCCUUCACCGACUGAGAGCCGAAGGCGUAGAGUCCUUUGAAACUUCCAAAUGGUUGUGAUUCAUCCACCACGCAUUAUUAUAAUAAUCGUCUGUACAUAAUAUACUUCUUACAUUCAAGGCAUCUAAAAAGAUAUCGAUGUUAAAUAUAUGAAAUAUAACGUCUUUCAAUACAAUCUAUAGAGUAUUCCAUUUUAAAUGAUCCAUUAACAUAUCUUGAAACCCAAAGGUUUCAUAAAAAAAUGUUUAAAAAAGAAUUUGUACGGUUUCAAGGAAGUUGUCUUAUGAUGUGACUCAUUUGAUUUUCAAUGACAUCACAUCAAGGUUAACUUGAUAUUUUUAAAUAGCAUAACCUUAUUUUUUAAACAUAAAUUGGUUCCUCAAUGAUUCUGCGUAUAAGAAUACUAGAGUUAAAACGUCGAAAAAUGAAUAUUUUUCGAAAUAUUUUACACUUUAUUCUUAUACUUUUAAGUAUAAAAUAUUUUGUAAAAAAAUAUAUGUAUAUAUUCACUUUUUGGCAAACUCAUUUUAUCUCUUUUAUACAUAGAAUGAUGGACAAAAUCGAUUGUUAUAAAAAAAUGUAGAGAAACCUUAAACAAAAUUUCGUUGCACUUUGCAAAUUCAUUAUUGCACCAGUAUAUUAAAAUUAGUAUCGCUGAUCGACUUCUGUCAUUAUUUUACUUACAAAAAUAUUAUAGUGAAAUUGUCGAAAAAUGAAUAGUUUAUGAGACAUUUUAUAUUUUAUAUCUAAAAUUGUAAGAAUAAAAUAUAAAAUAUCUUGAAAAUAUAUUAAUUUUUCGAAAUUUAAUUUAAUUCUAAUACUUCGAUAUGCAGAAUGAUCAGAGGAGUCGAUUUACAUAAUAAAACUAUGUGAUAGUAUUUAAAAAUAUCAAGUUGAGAGAGAGAGAGAGAGAGAGACCUUCGUGUGAUUCUAACAAGGUCAUUGAAAGUCAAAUGAGUGACAUCGUAAGAUGUGCCCCUUGAAAUAUAUCGUACAAAUUUUGUUUGAAAUAUUUUUUGAUGGAAUUUUUAGUUAGAAUUUUUAAUUUUCAAGAAAUUUCAAUGGGUUAUUUAAAAUGAGAUAUACCCUGUAUAUCAUAAGUUCGCACAUACCAAAAUGAUUUUUGAAAUAUUAAAUAUUUUAUUUUAACUCUUAAAACAGACUGUAAGAAGAGAAAUUAUCGAGAUAGCUUAAGGACUGAAUUUUUGUUAGGAUUGAUCAAUACUUAAAAUAAACACUUAAAUAUAUUAUAUAUAUUUAUAUACAAGCUGUUCAGUAACAGACGACGGAGCCAUAGUAUGCAAAUAGAACACAUCAAUUCGAACAAAAAAAUUUUCUAUUAUUUUUCAAACUACCAUAUCAAAUUUUGAGCUAUUAAUUAAAGAAGAUUGGUCAAUGAUCACACGUUAUACAGUGUACAUCUAUCAAACGGUAAAUGAGCUGUGCUGGUGAAGUUUGCCACUGUGUGCUUGUAUAAUAAAUCAAACUGAACGAAAAGGUCUAUUAUUUUACACAUAAUCACAGAUUCUUAAUUAUUAAUUAAAGAUGAUUGGUGCAUUAUUGCACAGUCAUAUAUAAAUCUUCUUUAAUUAAUAGUUCAAUAAAUAGUUAGUUAUUGCUCUGUAUAUUCCUUAACUUAACGAGGAAGUUACAACAAAACUGACAGAACUGAUUCUGCUAAUAAUUACCACACUAGAUUAGACUGUAACUUACAUUAUCUGAUCUAACAAGGAAUAUUAGGGGCCGGUUUUUCCAACCUCUUGCUAAGCUAACUAACAGUUAACUCAUACGUCUGUCUUUGUUUCUCCUUCAAAUUAGGUAGAAACAGACAUAAGAUUUAACUGUUAACUUAACAAGAGGUUGGAUAAAUCGAUCUUAGGUAACUCAAAAAUUCAAAAAAUUCUGAAAUUUUGUGCGCAAGUAGAGUAAUUCAUCCGUAACACAAAACUAUUUUCUUUUCGUGCGGAAUUACAGUUUUAGGGGGUGAAAUACCCCUUUGAAAAAAUCGGUUCUUUUCUUCUGAAACGAAUAUCGUCGAAACUAUAAGAGAUAGAAUUCAAUUUUCCAAAAUGAAAAUUGAAUAAUUUCAAAAGUAUUUUAGAAUUAUAAUAAAAAAUUUUUUUAAAUGUUUAUUUAUUGUAUACCCCCAAUCACACCCCUAUUUAAAAAAUUUUUUUAAUUUUUAUAUAACAGAAAUUAAAGAGCAUUUUACGCUGAAAACGACAAUGUAUAUUAUAAUUAUGUUUUGAAAAACCAUUUUUUAAAUAUAAAUAAAAACGUCUCAGUAUACGUGCUCCGCACGUAUUUAUCUUAUACCGCAUUGGCUGCGCCAGAUCAAGCUAGCGUCAAAGGCAAAUAGAAUAUAAUUCAUCAGUAUCAGUACAGCAGCAACUAUUGAAAUAAGAGCUAUUAUGUAACAACAAUAAUAAUAAUAAUGAUAAUAGUAAAUUGUUAACCUAGAACUAGUCAAAUAUUUUUAUGGUAUAUAAAGAAAUGUACAUAAAACUUCGGACAAUUAAAAACAAAGUAUAAAUAAAGAAAUUAUUAUUUUU